Molecule: messenger RNA, 826 nt
Organism: Cephus cinctus (wheat stem sawfly)
Lineage: Eukaryota; Metazoa; Arthropoda; Insecta; Hymenoptera; Cephidae
Gene: Pfdn1
Product: prefoldin subunit 1
Exons: 1
Coding region: 86-466 (126 amino acids)
Biological process (GO): protein folding
Cellular component (GO): cytoplasm; prefoldin complex
Molecular function (GO): protein folding chaperone
Source: RefSeq, a predicted model, not a curated record
UGUAGUGAUGAUCUGCAGUCGGCCAUCUUAUUUGAAGAAAAGUCGCUUGAAGUAAUUUUACCGGAGUUUAAUUUUUUGCGAAAAAAUGGCAAAAGUAUCAGAUCAAGAACUAAAGAAAGCUUUCUCAGAGCUGCAGGAGAUGAUGGUGGAUGCAACGCAAAAGUUAAAACUCGCGGAUGUACAAAUUGAGACGUUAAAACGUACUAAACAACGAGGUGAAUUAACCAUCAAAGAGAUAACCUUACUUCCCAGCGAGACACGCACGUAUGAAUCUGUGGGUAGAAUGUUUCUGCUGGAUGAUAUUUCCAGUAUCAAAUCAGGUCUGGAACAACGUAUAAAAGCUUCUGACGAGAAGAUUAAAUCCUUGGAGUAUAGCAAGACAUUUUUACGCAGAAAUCUCAAAGACAGUGAGAAUCAUCUUCGAGAAAUGGUUCAACAGCGGCAAAGCAAGGAGACAUCCAAUUGAUACGCUUCUCAUCUUGCUGUUAUAAUAAGCUACAACCAACAUUUCAGCGACAGAAUAUUGAAGGACUCAUUAAUUCUUUGCAUUUAUCUCAAUUGUUAAUGACAAAUGCAGUGCGACAGACAGAAAACUUUCAUCGGACUCUGAUCAGCAAUUUAUAGUUAUAAUGCUAUUCAAAGCCAUUUAAAAUGUUAAUAUUAAGAAUCAUCUUUAUUUUUUUUCAACUCAACGUUAGCAAUUAUUUAUAUGUCUUAAAGAUGAUACAGAACAGAUAUAACAUUUUAUAUAUAUAUCAUAAUUACAAGUAACAUUUGAAUUGUAAUUCUACACUUUUCUGACAGGAAUAAAUAAUGCUUGCUAUGA